ACAGUUGACAUUCUAUUUUCAAUCAUAUUUUACAACAAAAAUAUUUCUUUCACAAAAAAUAUGAUUUCAAAAUUUAAGUGUAAAUGUAAAUAACCAUUAAAUAUUAAAUAACCAACCAAAAUUUCCAGUGAACAUUUAUUUUAUAUUGCGUGGAAGAGUCCAGAACUUGGUUCAAAAUGAGGCCGUUACUCGGUGUUCCUUUUAAAUAUUCCAUCAAGUUUCUCAGCAGUAACAUUGUGUCUGUCAGGCGACCCGACGUCUCAUACUUCGGUCAUCUUCGUAAUAAGUCUGACAAAUGCUGUAAAGAUGUCUCCCAAACUGAAGGCAAGAAGGUGGAGGUUUGGCCGCGACCCGAGGGAACCCUAAAAGGAUACAAAAUGAACAGAAGCUCCACACCAGAAGACCAGCCACCCAAUUAUGACCCUUACAGGAUAAAGAUGCCAAAUGUGGUUGUACCACCGUUGCCCCCAAGCAAUGCUAAGCCGGCCAUAGAGUGCGCUCGGACGAAGGGUCCGUGCGCCGCCCCCCCGCACGACACGCCCCCCCCCUGCCCCCCGCCGCCGAGGAAACAGUUCCCGUGGCGAUACUUGUUGCCGCCACUGCUGUUCGCCGCUUUUAUGGGACUUCUGUACAAAUUUAUUCUCUGGAGGAAUAAAGUGAUAAAGGAGCAAGAGUACCAGGCGGGCCAGAUUUCAGGGUGCGUCAAGACUAAGAUGCGUCCGCCGACGCCGGCCGAGGACCUGCCGGCGUGUGUGCAGUACCUCAUCAUAGGGGCAGGCACCGCCGGCUGGGCCGCCUACCAGGCUAUCAGGAAACACGAUCCUACUGCCAAGGUAUUCUUCGUGACAAGAGAGAACACGUACCCCUACGACCUGCCCCCGCUGUCCAAGUACAUGUGGUUCAACCCGGGCCCGCCCGACAUUACCGCUCUCAACUACACUGUCAACGGCAAGCAAGAGUCUAUGUACACAUGCGACUGCAAAGACUUCCUGGACCCGGCCCGCUUCGCCCGCCACAAGGGCCCGGCGGUGUCCAUCGCGCUGGGCUGCGCGGCCGCCGCCGUUGAUGCGGACGAGCACGUGGCCACCGUGAAGACCGGCGCGGGGGAGAGACAGGUCUACUACGAGCGCUGUCUGCUGGCGCCGGGUUCCAAACCUCGCCAAAUGGAAGUGUUCAAGAGCGCACCAAGAGACGUGCGCAACAAGGUCACAUAUCUCAGGACGAUCAAAGACUUCGACGCCGCGUACAAACGAGUGAAGAGGGCCAAGCACGUGACUGUAGUCGGAGGAGGGAUACUAGGCAGCGAACUGGCCUACUACCUCGGGGCUAGCCACGAGCAGCAGGGCAGUUCCGUCACUUCAUUCACUGAUGAUGAUGAAGAUUCGAAGACGGAAUUUCUACACAUAUUUAAGGAUAAAGGCAUACUGAGCGGCAUAAUACCCGAGUAUUUGAGCGAGUGGGCGGCCGAGCGAAUCAAGUGUCCCCAUGUCAAGACUAAACCACUGACGCAAGUGUACGACGCCUACCCGACGGAGGACGGCCGCGUAGAGCUAGCCUUGUCCGACGGAACCACUGUCAUUACUGACCACAUAUUCGCGUCCGUGGGCCACGUGCCCCGGACGGAGGUGGCGGCGGCGUCAGGGCUGGAGGUCGGCCCGGACGGCGGCAUCCUGGUCAACGCAGAGAUGAUGGCCCGGACGCACCUGUUCGUUGCCGGUGACGCAGCCAGCUACUACAACCAGAAGAAAGAUAUGAGGAUGAGGUGCGAACACUACGACAACGCCUUGCAAUCCGGAGCCGUGGCGGGCGCGAACAUGACGGGCUACUGGACCGUCAACAACGCCGAGAGCCACUGGUGGUUCAAGCUCGGAGACCACCUCAAAAUGGAGGUGAUAGGCGAUGUGGGCGCGUGCAUGCCGACGAUCGGCAUCUGGAAACAGUGCGAGAGCGAAGAGAGAGACAGCGAUACUGACGACAAACCAACAGACAAGGCGCAGACGCACAGAGCUUGUUACCAAGAUCCGAAUUACGAAGCGAGAUAUGAAAAAGGCAUAAUAUUCUACCUUGAAGAGGAGACUAUAGUGGGUGUAGCGCUGUGGAACAUCCCGCCCAUAGACAACCGUCGCGACGUCGUCACUGAGAUCCUGCAGUCCAGACCCUCGUACAAGGACAUAAGCGACAUAGCGGACACCCUCGGCUUCCCGGCGGCCGAAUGUUCGGUCUACGAGCGCCGCGGCGGCGCGGAGCGGGGCGGCGGCGGCGGCGACCAGGCCACCGCCGACCAACAGAUCUGUAUCACGAAUAAGAAAGUUUGGUGAGGUGCGUUUGUGUACCGCGGCGAAGCACAGCACAAGUAUGAAGUAUGCAGGGGGCAAGACAUUGAUCGGCCAACAAAAUGUUAUGUUUAAAAUGUGAAAUCAGUUUUUCGAAAAAAACCUCUUUUCUGUAAAGCUGAGUAAAAAAACAAUUAAAAAUGAAAA
Plutella xylostella (diamondback moth) is the source of this 2480-nucleotide messenger RNA. RefSeq names its product apoptosis-inducing factor (gene aif). The record is from RefSeq and is a predicted model, not a curated record. NCBI's taxonomy places the organism in Eukaryota, Metazoa, Arthropoda, Insecta, Lepidoptera, Plutellidae. Gene Ontology annotation, biological process: apoptotic process; mitochondrial respiratory chain complex assembly. Gene Ontology annotation, cellular component: mitochondrion; cytoplasm. Gene Ontology annotation, molecular function: protein dimerization activity; NAD(P)H oxidase H2O2-forming activity; FAD binding.